ACAGUGAUGGACCAGAGGAAGUGGGGUUGUAAUGGGAGUGAGAUGGGUCUGAAAAUGGUCGGAAUCAAGAAAAUUUAAUAUCGUUUACUUACAUUUCAGAACUUCGGAGGAAAGGAGAAUGAUUUCAUCUCUGUGGGGAGAGAUCGAACCCACUGCAAGCUCUUCCAGCUCCGACAAAGAUGAGCCUGCCUGCUCAGCAACAGAGGACCAGAAUGGGACUCUGGAAACUCCCAGUGCAGACACAGCUGGACAGAGCAGGGAAAUUGAAAAUGAGAUUCCUUCUGUCCAGGAUGAAGGCUCCAGCGAGCUGUCGGCUAUGUUGUGGGCAGUGGCCGAGAGUGAAGCUCCAGUGAAAAGCCAGCAGCUGGGGGAGCCAGACCUGACCAUGGCCCAGAGGAGACAGGUUCUGCUGGAGCAGUAUCGGGCCAAGCCUCUCGUCUUUCUGGAACGGUACCGGGCUUACCUGCAGCCUGAGCACCUAGGCCCCUUCGCUCACCUGACCACCGACUGUCGUGCCCAGCACUACUGCAAGGAGGUGCGGAACCGGGCCUCCAGCCAGGCCAACAGAACCAGGGUCCGAAACCACCGAUUCGCUGCCCUCAGGGCCCUCCAGCAAGAGGGACAGUAUUUCAGCGAGGAGCAGAUGCGGGCCCGGGACCCCCUGCUGUACGAGCAGUACAUCGGGCAGUACCUGAGCGACGAGGAGCUGUGCCAGCGCGUCGCAGCCGGGCAGGAGCAGGGGGCACACACCCUGGCAGAGCUGCUGCUGCACUCCUACCAGGAGGGCCUGAUCCAGGACCGGCUGCAGGAGCAGCAGGACAGAGAGGAGGGCGCCACGGAGGAGGUGGAGGAAGAGGAAGACCACGUCUCUGGGGAGCAGCAGUGGGAGCCCACGCCAGAGGAGAAAGCCCUGCUGAGGGAGGAGUUCAUCAGUCGAAUGCACCAGAGAUUCCUGGAUGGCAAAGAUCAGGACUUUAACUACAGUGAGGUGGAUGAGAACCCAGACUAUGACAAUCUGGAUAUUGUGAGUCGCGAUGAAGAGGAGCGAUACUUUGAUGAAGACGAUCCAGAAGAGGAGGAUGACAUGGAGAUGGAGUAGCAUUUUACCACAAUGCAACCUGAGAACAUAUGUUUUAAAGUGAAAGAGACCAUCUGGCAUAUAUCAAUUGUUUUCUUUUUAGUUGCUCAUUGAUAGAGGGAUCACGUGCACAGAUCUAGAAAGAGCAUUUCAUUUGUUAUAUACAUUUUUCUCUUUGAGAUUUCCUGGUACAACUUAAACUCUCUCUUCCUGCAUUGAAAAGAAGUUGUGUACCAGUUCAAAUAAAGUCAGACUCACGUCUUUUCAGCAUAACAAGACAGAUUGAUCCAAAUACAUUUUCCAGCCAUAGGACUUCCUUAUCUUUAACUCUUGAUUUCCUCUAUUUUGUUUUUGUAUUGUAUUGAGGUGUUUCAGUCAGUAAUAAAAAGGAAAAUAUUGAAGUGUUUGUGUUGUGCAAAAUACUUUAUUUUACAUUUUGUACCAUGAGAUCCUAUCUAUGUAAGGUUGCGUCAUGUCCAAAACAAAUAUAUAUCAUAUAUAUAUAUAGUGGUUUACAUUCUUCUAAUUUAAGAUUGCAUUAUCAUACAAUUGGUGCACAGACAUAAAAGCCGAAAAGUAAAGAGAGUCUGAGAUUUUAAGUAUAUUAUCUUAUUAAACCACUAUACUCUUUGAUCCUUGUCAACAGUGAGUUGUAGAAUUCAGUAAGCAAUGUUUGUAUCUGUGUGUUUUGUAAAAUAAAAUAAUCAUACCUCAAA
This is a messenger RNA of Lepisosteus oculatus (spotted gar), 1794 nucleotides long. It is a transcript of the gene ccdc97, whose product is annotated as coiled-coil domain containing 97. The record is from RefSeq and is a predicted model, not a curated record. Lineage: Eukaryota; Metazoa; Chordata; Actinopteri; Semionotiformes; Lepisosteidae.